AUCCGGGCUAAACACGGGGACCCCGCGAGGCUGGUGCAUGUCACCGCGCCCCGAUGACAGGUGUCCGCUCCGGCCGGGCCGAGACCCCGACUGGCCACGCAUGACGGCUCAGUGGCUGGCCUUGCGCAGCAUCUGACGCAGUCGAAAAUGGCUUUCCGCACGCCUCCUCCCGGCCGCCUACCUGUUGUUCCGGAGGCCGCGCAGCACACAGAGCACCUGGUCCAGAGCACAGGGAAGGACUUUGAAAAUGUGGAGCUGGGAGAUCAGAUGAGGAAUCCACAGCAAAAGUCGCCACGUCGGACCAUAUAUUUUGCCGGUGGGGAAACCAUGGAGGAGUACAGCACAGAUGAGGAAGAAGAGGAACCAGAGAAGAAGGAUCUCAUACCUACAGUAGACCCUGCAAAGCUGACGUGGGGGCCAUACUUCUUGUUUCAUAUGUGGAGAGCGGCCAUGUCCACUGUGUCAGUGUGUGACUACUUCGGGGAGAAGAUGUCCUCGCUGCUGGGCAUCACAACGCCCAAAUACCAGUACGCGAUUGACGAGUUCUACAGGAUCAAGAAAGAGGAGGAAGAAGAAGCGGAGGAGAACCAGCUGUCAGAGGAAGCAGAACGUCACUUCAACGAGAAGCUCAGCCCAGAAGGCAAGCAGCCAAUGACAGAGCAGCCAGAGAGCUCUGCCUCCUUCGUUAAAGUGACCUUUGACGUGCAAGAGGAGACGCACACUUCGCUGGAAAUGAACAUGGUCGCCGCACCCAUCCCCAGCUAAGCCCUCAGUGACCUCCGCCAGCUUGGUUUUCAUCAUUUGUGCAGCUUGCCCAUCUUUAUCCUCAUAUCGGUGCUGUUCUAAAACAGCAGCUGUAGAACAUGAUCAGUGUUCUCAUUGUGUGUCUCAUUGUGCUGGGUACAGCGUAUGGUUGACCUGCCAAAAGGGUUGUCUGGGUUACUUGGGAUUUAAGGUCCCAUGGGUGUCUUAGCUUUCCUGAAGCCUUUUAAUUUUAUUUUCAUGUUUGAUGAAAUUCCUUGUAACUUUCCAAAGGACUGACUUCCAGAUGCGUUUCACAGCACUUCCUGUGAUUCAUUCAUUGUCAUUUGCUUUUCUUCAGGUAUCUUGUAAUUGAUGUGUUCUGUUGAUCUUUUUCUGUAAAUAACUGUUUGCCACACUGAUGCUGCGGGUCUGCCAGCGGCCCCGUUUCCAUGACUCCCGUCUCAGGGGAACCGUUCAGCCCAGCCCCUCUGUUCUAUGGGUUCUCGGCUGCCACGCUUCUCCCCCCUGGACAACGGGAGAACACGAAAACCCCGGAGGGAAGAGAGACUGACUGCUUCUCCUGCAUGUUCGCUUAAAGAAAUGGCCAAAAGCAGCUGAGGAUGCAAGUCUAUCCUUAAAAUGUUGUACUUUGUCAUUAGUGAAUACUGGUCAGACCUAAGUAUAGUUUAAUUUUUUUCUAUUGUAUCACUGAAAAAUUAAACUUGUUUUAUUUAUAUAUAUAUUUCAAACUAAAAGUUUUAUAACUGAGAAAACAGAUGCAUUUAUUUUAUAUAAUAUACAUAUUAAUAAACUGAAUAACUGUCA
Paramormyrops kingsleyae is the source of this 1569-nucleotide messenger RNA. It is a transcript of the gene fam177a1a, whose product is annotated as family with sequence similarity 177 member A1. The record is from RefSeq and is a predicted model, not a curated record. NCBI's taxonomy places the organism in Eukaryota, Metazoa, Chordata, Actinopteri, Osteoglossiformes, Mormyridae.